AUGUCGGACGGAGAAGAGACCGCUUCCAACCCGCCUGUCGGUGCCGCCGAUGAGGUCGAGGUUUCCGCCGACACCACUGCUGGCAGCUCCAUGUCCGUUCUAGACGCUCUCAAGGGCGUUCUCAAGAUAGCUCUGAUCCACGACGGCCUUGCCCGUGGUUUGCGCGAAGCCUCCAAGGCUCUCGAUCGCCGCCAAGCGCACAUGUGCGUGCUCAACGAGGGCUGCGAGGAAGACGCUUAUAAGAAGCUCGUCAUUGCGCUUUGCUCAGAGCACAAGAUCCCCCUCAUCAAGGUUCCCGAUGGGAAGAUGCUGGGCGAGUGGGUUGGACUCUGCGUUCUUGACCGCGAAGGCAACCCCCGCAAGGUUGUUAACUGCUCGUGCGUUGUCCUCCGUGACUGGGGUGAAGAGUCCCAGGAGCGCUCCGUCCUACUCAACUACUUCCAGACCGAGCAAUAG
Molecule: messenger RNA, 456 nt
Organism: Histoplasma mississippiense
Lineage: Eukaryota; Fungi; Ascomycota; Eurotiomycetes; Onygenales; Ajellomycetaceae
Product: 40S ribosomal protein S12
Exons: 3
Coding region: 1-456 (151 amino acids)
Biological process (GO): translation
Cellular component (GO): cytosolic small ribosomal subunit; ribosome
Molecular function (GO): structural constituent of ribosome
Source: RefSeq, a predicted model, not a curated record